Molecule: messenger RNA, 1584 nt
Organism: Cornus florida
Lineage: Eukaryota; Viridiplantae; Streptophyta; Magnoliopsida; Cornales; Cornaceae
Exons: 7
Coding region: 1-1584 (527 amino acids)
Source: RefSeq, a predicted model, not a curated record
AUGGAAAUAAUCUUGGAGCCUAGAAGAAGAUUAUCUCAAGCUGAAGGUAUUGGUCUUGAACAAGUUAUUUCUGCUGAGGAAAUUAAAGCUGUGGUUAUGCAGUUUAGUCCUGACAAAGCCCCAGGUCCUGAUGGCUUUCCAGCAAGAUUUUUUCAAAAAUAUUGGGGGAUUGUGGGUCAAGAGGUGGUGAAUGUCAAGAACUUCGGCAGGAAAAAAGGUGAUCCAUCUGUUGCUUUGAACAUAGACCUUAAAAAGGCUUAUGACUCAAUGGAUUGGGGGUUUCUACAGAAGAUAUUACUAAGUUUUGGGUUCAGUGAGAAGUGGAUUAGUUGGGUGAUGGAGUGUACUUCUACAGCCAAUUUUCCUAUUCUUUGUAAUGGAGUGCCUGCAGGAUUCGUCUUAGCUUCUAAAGGCCUUAGACAAGGAUGCUCCUUGUCUCCUCUCUUGUUUGCUUUUGUCACCGAAUAUUUCUCCACUUUUAUUGCUAAAGCUAUUGAAGAAGGGAAGAUGAAGAGGUGUAAUGCUGUUCUUAAGACAGGGCUGAGCAUUUCUCACGCUUUUUAUGCUGAUGACUUGGUAAUGGUGGUGAAGGCUGAUGUGGGUUCUAUAAAAGGUGUUGAAGAAGUUCUUCAGAGAUUUAAAAAUAGUGCUGGACUUCAAAAAAAGGAUAAACUAUGGAUACAAUGGCUGCAAGCAUCCUAUCUAAAUAAAACUGUGUUCUGGUUGGUGGUUCCAAAAGCCACAGAUUCUGCUGUUUGGAAACAUGUUUUGGAGGUGAGGGAUUUGAUGCUUGAUAAGGUCUUGUUCCAGGUAGGUGAUGGUAAUUGUUUUAAGCUUGUCACAGAUCCCUGGUGCAAUGAGCAAUCUCUCAUUCAAUUAUUUGGAGCUGCCAGGUUCAAAGGGGUCGAUAGACAAACUGUCUUGGCUUCUAUUAUUGAUCAUGGGGCUUGGAGUAUUACUGAAAAUCUUGAUUUCAUUCAAAAUGUCAUUCAGCAGGUGGUUAUUCAUGAGGGACCAGAUCAAAUUAAGUGGAAAGAUAGGCAGUUCAGCCUGAAAGCAGCAUGGAAUAGUUGCAGAUCUUCAACUCAAAUAGAGAAAUGGGCAGGAGCUGAUACUAAUGAUCAUUUAUUUACCUCUUGUGAUUUUGCUUCAAGAAUUUGGAGAGAAAUUUUUGAGCUGGUUCAUUUACAGUGUCCAAAAUUUGUAUCUUUGAAUCAGGUGGUGGAUUGGUUCAUUCAAUAUACUGUGAUAAAAUCUAUCAAAUCAAAUAUUCUAUGCGGUUUAUUUGCAGUGACAAUUUGGAAGAUUUGGUCUGUGCGAAACAAUGUGCUUCAUAGUGAGAUUCAAGAUCCAUCUAAUCAGGUGGUGCAGGCUAUUAUUUGGGAUGUAAUUGCAUAUCUAAAUCUUAGUCUGUUGUGGACAAGCACAUUUGAGGGUUUGAAGAUCGUGUGCAAUUUUGAAAGCAGGCUGCUGACAGAAUUGAUUCCUGUUCCAGUUCGUGGUUGUGUUUUUUGGGUUUCAUGGUUAGAAGCAGCAUGUGGAACAGGGCAUAAUGGUUAUCUAUGUGUUGCUUAUUUGUUUUAG